GAGAGAUGCUCUCCUUCCUAAUGUAACUGAUGAGGAAGCUACUUAUCAAUUUACAAAGAAUAUAGAAGCUAGUUUGGGAACUAUUGCUACUCAGAUUAAUUUCUUCAUUCAUAAUUUAGCUCAAUUUAAAUUCUCCACUCCAGCUCCUAGUCAUAGCUUACUCUCAUUCUGUCCUUCAUCAUAUUCAAUGGUCACUGAUGGAAAGAUACAGAUGGCAGUUGUAGUUGCUUAUUAUAAGAAAUUCUAUCCAGAAAGAUAUAUUUCUUAUCAGAUCCAGGUCACAAGACGUGAUUCUGCUAAACAAGUUGACAUAAUCUUCAGAAGAUACAGUGAGUUUCAUGAGCUUCAGACAAAACUAGUCGAGUGUUUUCCGAAUGAAACAAAGCUACCACACCUGCCAAAGAAGACCUACCUACCUGGGACCUCCUAUACCAGAGAAACGUCAGAGAAGCGUCGUGAUGCUCUCAAUGUGUACCUCCAGUCUCUACUGACAAUGAGUCCAAUUGUGUCUGAGUCAGAUAUAGUCUAUACCUUCCUUCACUGCUUGAUGAGGGAUGAGCAAGACCUGAGGACAAUGAAAGAAGAGGAGCAAACAGCUGCUGAUACUGUGAGUGGUAAGGUUAAGUUGGACCUUCAUUAUCGCGAGGACCAGCAAAGGCUGUCAAUAAUGGUCCAACAUGCAAGGGAACUGGUCCCCAGGGAGGGGGCGGAGUCAAUUGAUCCUUACGUAAAGCUCUACCUGUUACCUGACCCAACUAAAGCCACAAAACUAAAAACUAAAAUAGCUAGGAAGACACUCAACCCAACUUAUAAUGAGACAUUUCAGUACAGUCUCUCUCAAACUGAUUUGAGGUCCAGGUGCCUCCAGCUGACGGUGUGGGACGCCAGCAGUUUAUUGAGUAAGGAGUGCAUUGGCUGUGUACUGAUAGAGUUUAAGGAGAAAUACAGAGACUUAACCAAAGGAUGGACGUCAUGGUUUGAUCUACAACCUACCUCCCUCGUUAAUAGAUCUUGAACUUUAUUAUUAUUAUUAUUAUUAUUAUUAUUAUUAUAUUAUAAUUAAUAGAUGAGUGCUUUAUUACCCAAUCACUUAGAUAUAAAUAUAUUGUUUAUGUUGUUAAAAUUAAAAAUCUAAAGUAAACUUUAGUAAAGUAAA
Molecule: messenger RNA, 1156 nt
Organism: Amphimedon queenslandica
Lineage: Eukaryota; Metazoa; Porifera; Demospongiae; Haplosclerida; Niphatidae
Product: phosphatidylinositol 4-phosphate 3-kinase C2 domain-containing subunit alpha-like
Exons: 7
Coding region: 188-1015 (275 amino acids)
Biological process (GO): exocytosis
Molecular function (GO): phosphatidylinositol binding; neurexin family protein binding
Source: RefSeq, a predicted model, not a curated record